Eubalaena glacialis (North Atlantic right whale) is the source of this 399-nucleotide messenger RNA. RefSeq names its product myelin P2 protein. The record is from RefSeq and is a predicted model, not a curated record. The coding region runs from base 1 to 399 and encodes 132 amino acids. Gene Ontology annotation, cellular component: cytosol; nucleus; myelin sheath. Lineage: Eukaryota; Metazoa; Chordata; Mammalia; Artiodactyla; Balaenidae. Gene Ontology annotation, molecular function: fatty acid binding. The transcript is spliced from 4 exons. Gene Ontology annotation, biological process: membrane organization; fatty acid transport.
AUGAGCAACAAAUUCUUAGGCACCUGGAAACUUGUCUCCAGUGAGAACUUUGAUGAUUACAUGAAAGCUCUGGGUGUGGGAUUAGCCACCAGAAAACUGGGAAAUUUGGCCAAACCAAGAGUGAUCAUCAGCAAAAAAGGGGAUAUUAUAACUAUAAGAACUGAAAGUACCUUUAAAGAUACAGAGAUCUCCUUCAAGCUAGGCCAGGAAUUUGAAGAAACCACAGCUGACAAUAGAAAAACAAAGAGCGUUGUAACUUUGGCAAGAGGCUCGUUGAAUCAAGUACAGAAAUGGGAUGGCAAAGAGACAACAAUAAAGAGAAAGUUGGUGGAUGGAAAAAUGGUAGUGGAAUGUAAGAUGAAGGACGUGGUCUGCACCAGAAUUUAUGAGAAGGUCUGA